AUGAGCCAAACCGGUCGACAGUUAUCCUGCAGCUCAGUUUGGCCCCGGGUUAAGAAAAUAAAGGCAAGCGACGCAGGGAACGGUGUCGGAAUGGCGCAAAGAAGCGGAGAAAGCUGCGCAGGAAGCGGCAGGUUUGAGGAAUCCGAUAAUAACGCCAGGAGCUGCGGCUCUAUGUGCGUUAAUCCGCCCGCCCGCGACAUGGAGACGCGCUGCUGUCAGACAGCUGCUGCUCCUCAGGAGGAGUUGUUGAACGCUGACAGCCGCUCCUUUUCUGCGUGCGCCACAAUCUCAGAGACAGCCAGAGAGCUGUGCAGAGCUGUGUCCGUGUCUUUGGGUCUCGCCAUGGAGUCCAGUGACAUGAGCGACAUGGACGCCGCUCUCCCCCCAUGUGCGCCAAAUGACCAAAUCAGCGGAGAGUAUUUCUUCGGGGUGGACGCCGCGGCUCUGAGCUGCCCCAAAGUCCAGAGCCAGAUCACUUACAGGUGUCCCGACCGGGAUGAGCGACCGCUUCACGGCCACAAACCAGCCGCAAAGAUGUUUAAAAGUUCAGAGACGCCUGCGCAUUUUCCUCACCUCGCCGGCCGGACGCAUGCGAACGCGCAAAACUUCACACCGUGCGAGGCUGAUGCUACGGAUCACCUGACGGCCAGCCGCACCGUCGCCUGCCCUUACGCCCAAGACCACUUAGCGCAGUACAGCCAGGAGCGGCACGGCAGGUCCGCUUACAACCCGCAGGAAGGAGCGCAGGACUUCGGGGAGGCUGCGGAGAGCGAGCCCGGCGGAUAUCACCCGGAGCAGUACAGCGUUAAAAUCAAGUCAGAGGGAAAUGAAGGCUGGGGGUCGUUCUGGGGCGGCGGGUACACCUUUAACAAGAGGUACAACACGCACCUGUGGGGGUCCCGGCAGUGCAUGAACGCAUACGAGUCUGGAGCGAACGCGGCGUUCAUCUGCAGCCCGUACGAGGCGAGCGUGGUGCGUCCGGAGCAGUGGUACCCCGGCGGCAUGCUGAAGACCCCCUAUCCCAACACCGGGGAAAUGAAGAGUCAAGUCGGUGAAUGGCUGGAUGUAGUCUACAACGACACCAGGUUUGAGGCUGGCAGAGAGCACAUGUUCCCCAUGGAGUUCUUCUUCCCGCCUCAGAGAACGUGUCUGAUUUGCUCCGAUGAGGCAUCUGGCUGUCAUUACGGCGCGCUCACGUGUGGCAGCUGCAAAGUUUUCUUUAAAAGAGCUGCAGAAGGUAAGCAGAAAUACCUUUGUGCAAGCAAAAACGACUGCACCAUCGACAAGCUAAGAAGGAAGAACUGCCCCUCUUGUCGACUGAAGAAGUGCUUCGAAGCAGGGAUGACACUUGGAGCAAGAAAACUAAAGAAGAUUGGACAACAGAAGAGCCCAGAAGAAGAUCAUCCUGUACAGGAAGCAGCAGAAGUACCUCCCAACAUGUCUCCUAAAUCAGGUCCGAACAUGAACUCCCAGAUGGUCUUCCUGAACAUCCUUGAGUCCAUUGAGCCUGAGGUGGUUAACGCCGGACAUGACUGCGGCCAACCAGACUCAGCUGCUGGCUUGCUCACCAGCCUGAAUGAACUGGGGGAGAGACAGCUGGUCAAAGUGGUCAAAUGGGCUAAGGGAUUACCAGGUUUCAGAAAUCUCCAUGUGGAUGACCAGAUGACUGUCAUCCAGCAGUCGUGGAUGGGGGUGAUGGUCUUUGCUCUGGUAUGGAGGUCCUACAAGAACGUCAAUGGCAGGAUGCUUUACUUUGCUCCUGACCUUGUCUUUAACGAACAUCGGAUGCAGAUCUCCACCAUGUAUGAGCACUGCAUGCGGAUGAGACAUCUGUCCCAGGAGUUUGUGCUGCUGCAGAUUACACAGGAGGAGUUCCUCUGCAUGAAGGCCCUGCUACUCUUCAGUAUCAUUCCGGUGGAAGGUUUGAAAAGCCAGAAAUACUUUGACGAACUGCGGCUCACCUAUAUAAAUGAACUGGAUCGCCUCAUCAAUUACCAGAUGACCACAAACUGUCCUCAAAGGUUCUACCAGCUGACUAGGAUCCUGGACUCUCUUCAGAUGACCGUAAAGAAGCUCCAUCAAUUUACCUUUGACCUGUUUGUUCAGGCUCAGUCGCUUCACACCAAGGUCAGCUUUCCUGAGAUGAUCGGGGAGAUCAUUUCUGUGCAUGUUCCAAAGAUCCUCGCAGGUUUGGCCAAACCCAUCCUGUUCCACAAGUAGAAGGAGUGUUUUGUUUUUUUCUCUUUUCAUCUAAAAAAAUGAAUUAAGUGCCGCCUUCAUGAACUUUAACAAAGGCUGUGAACUGUUCCCCAACAUCUUCGCUCUGAUUGUUUUCAGGCCUGUCCUGUUAACGCUGUUAAGGUUUUUUUUGGGGGGGGUAUUUUUGCUUCACAUUUUGUACAUAAUAUUUUUUUUCUGAACUGUUCUGGCUUUUAUCUAACGAGCUGAAAAACCUCAUCUCCUGACAGCUCACCAGUUUGUAAUUGGAGUUUGCGUCUUCUACAUAUGGAGAAAAUAUGCUGUUUCAGAUGGUUGUUUUAAAAUGAGAUUAGUCACAAAGUUAAAAAAAAACAAAAAAAACAUCAACACUGAGCUUUUUUACUAGUAAUACGAAUCAGAAUAUAUAUCCCAACAGGAAACUGGUUUAUAAAUGAUACAAACAUUAAUACCAGGCAAAAAAUAUGUAUAAAAAUAACAAAUCAACCUUCUUUUGUUGCAGCCAACCAUCAAAACCUUGUUCAUAAUCCAAUAAUUAUUUUAAAGUGCCACACUUGCUCCUUAUACCUCAUGCAACCUCUGUUGACAAUAGAAGAUUCCUUUUUUUAUUUCUGACAUACAAUUUAUGUUACUAACAUGCUUAAAGACUCAGUGAAGAAAUGUUUUAAUAUUCCUGGUAGAACCCACCAAUGUUAAUAGCAAAUAACAACCCCCCCGGACCCUACCCCCCACACCCACCCCACACACACACACAGACACACACAGGAUCAGUUAUUGCACAUUUUUGUCAUUUGUUUCACACAAACUUUUGUCUGGAAUAAGCUUUUAUUUUUUUGCCAUGUUGAAGUGAUGGUAGAUAUUAGCCAAUUCAAAAUUAUUAGUCUUUUUUUUUUAAUUAACAAAUGGUCCAUUUGACUAUUGCUUGUUAUGUUGACCUUGUCAGCUUAAGAUGCCGCUCUAAAGAGCUUUAGAGCUCUUCUGACAUUCACAUCUGUUAAAUACAAUAGUAACAUAAACUUCAGAUCUUGUUUGGCUCACAUUAGAUCGUCUUACUUCCAAAUAAACUCAUUGGUAUCCCCUUCCCAUCUGUGAUUCACCAUCUUUAGAGUACUUCACAUUGUUUUUCUUUCCUUUUCCUAAAUUUUAUUGCAUUAGAUAGGGAUAAACGCGUAAUAAACAAGUCAGCAUUUCUUUUCCACAAAUACUUUAGGUUUUACAGCAUUUUAAACACAGGAUUUUUUUUUUUGCCCCACAUGUUCAUGGUUGUUAUUCUUGAGAUCUGUCACGUCUUAUUCGGAUGUCAUCAGGAGACAUCAGAGGUUAUGACCGUUAGCCUCGAAAUGAUUCAGUCUAAAUUUGCCGUUGUUGAGGUUGUCAUGGUUUGGUUGUGGCUAGAGGACCGAAAUGCAGAGGCAGGGAGGCAGAGGUGAGUUUCUUGUGGAUUUAAUGAAGUGUUAACAAACAACUGAGGCAGGUAUCCAAAAAUCAAACGUGAAAAAAGUCAAACAAACCAGAAACCAUGGAGACAUCAGGGGAAAAACAAUCACGGCGAGGAAUACUCAGAGAGACUGAGUUGGAGGAAGUUAGAUGAGGAACCAGCACUCAAGAACUGCACAGAGAUUGUAUUUAUGGGAGACUGAAACAAAGAGAGGGCUGACGAGCAGAUUGGGAGCAGGUGUGAACAGAGCAGAAAAGGA
Molecule: messenger RNA, 3914 nt
Organism: Cyprinodon tularosa
Lineage: Eukaryota; Metazoa; Chordata; Actinopteri; Cyprinodontiformes; Cyprinodontidae
Product: androgen receptor-like
Exons: 8
Coding region: 1-2220 (739 amino acids)
Biological process (GO): male gonad development; regulation of DNA-templated transcription
Molecular function (GO): zinc ion binding; sequence-specific DNA binding; DNA-binding transcription factor activity
Source: RefSeq, a predicted model, not a curated record